Acanthosepion pharaonis is the source of this 1632-nucleotide messenger RNA. Lineage: Eukaryota; Metazoa; Mollusca; Cephalopoda; Sepiida; Sepiidae. The record is from the annotation of a GenBank genome assembly.
AUGUCCUUGUUCCUUUCUUUUCCUAUUUGUCCUUGCUCUCCUUUCUUUUCCUACAUUCUUUUGUCCUUGCUCUCCUUUCUUUUCCUACAUUCUUUUGUCCUUCUUUUUCUUUUCCUACAUUCUUUUGUUUGCUGUUUUUUCCUAAUUUUUUGUCCUUGCAAUAUUUAUUUAAUUCUUUUUUACUCCUCCUUUUUUCCUUGCUCUCCUUUCUUUUCUCAUUUUUUGUCCUUGCUCUCCUUUCUUUUCCUACAUAAUCCUUGCUCUUUUCUUUUCCUACACUUUUGCUCUCCUUUCUUUUCCUACACUGUUUUGUCCUUGCUUUUUCUUUUCCCACACUGUUUUGUCCUUGCUCUCCUUUCUUUUCCUACACUGUUUUGUCCUUGCUCUCCUUUCUUUUCCUACAUUCUUUUGUCCUUGCUCUCCUUUCUUUUCCUACAUUCUUUUGUCCUUGCUCUCCUUUCUUUUCCUACAUUCUUUUGUCCUUGCUCUCCUUUCUUUUCCUACAUUCUUUUGUCCUUGCUCUCCUUUCUUUUCCUACAUUCUUUUGUCCUUGCUCUUCUUUUCCUACAUUCUUUGUCCUUGCUCACAUUCUUUUUGUCCUUGCUCUCCUUUCUUUUCCUACAUUCUUUUGUCCUUUCUUUCCUUUUUUUGUCCUUGCUCCUCCUUUCUUUUCCCACAUUCUUUUGUCCUUGCAUUCUUUUGUCCUUUCUCCUUUCUUUUCCUACAUUCUUUUGUCCUUGCUCUCCUUUCUUUUCCUACAUUCUUUUGUCCUUGCUCUCCUUUCUUUUCCUACAUUCUUUUGUCCUUGCUCUCCUUUCUUUUCCUACAUUCUUUUGUCCUUUUUCUUUUCCUACAUUCUUUUCCUUGCUCUCCUUUCUUUUCCUACACUCUUUUGUCCUUGUCCUUUUCCUACUCCUUUCUUUUUUUCCCUACACUGUUUUGUCCUUGCUCUUUUCUUUUCCUACACUGUUUUGUCCUUGCUCUCCUUUCUUUUCCUUACAUUCUUUUUGUCCUUGCUCCUUUCUUUUCCUCUCAUUCUUUUGUCCUUUCUCCUUUCUUUUCCUACAUUCUUUUGUCCUUGCUCUCCUUUCUUUUCCUACAUUCUUUUGUCCUUUUUCCUACAUUCUUUUGUUUGUCCUUCUUUUCCUACAUUCUUUUGUCCUCUACAUUCUUUUGUCCUUGCUUCCUUUUCUUUUCCUACAUUCUUUUGUCCUUGCUCUCCUUUUUUCCUACAUUCUUUGUCCUUGCUUCCUUUCUUUUCCUACAUUCUUUUGUCCUUUUCUUUUUGUCCUUGCUCUUUUCCUACAUUCUUUUUGUCCUUGCUCUCCUUUCUUUUCCUACAUUCUUUUGUCCUUGCUCUUUCUUCCUACAUUCUUUUGUCCUUUCCUUUUCUUUUCCUACAUUCUUUUUGUCCUUGCUCUCCUUUCUUUUCCUACAUUCUUUGUCUUGCUCUCCUUUCUUUUCCUACAUUCUUUUGUCCUUGCUCUCCUUUCUUUUCCUACAUUCUUUUGUCCUUGCUCUCCUUUCUUUUCCUACAUUCUUUUGUCCUUGCUCUCCUUUCUUUUCCUACAUUCUUUUGUCCUUGCUCUCCUUAUUUCUCUCCUUUUUUCUCUAUUUUUCGUUCAUCGAUAA